Messenger RNA from Dicentrarchus labrax (European seabass), 1708 nucleotides. RefSeq names its product transcriptional regulator Myc-1. The transcript has 3 exons. Lineage: Eukaryota; Metazoa; Chordata; Actinopteri; Moronidae. Gene Ontology annotation, molecular function: RNA polymerase II cis-regulatory region sequence-specific DNA binding; protein dimerization activity; DNA-binding transcription factor activity, RNA polymerase II-specific. The record is from RefSeq and is a predicted model, not a curated record. Gene Ontology annotation, biological process: positive regulation of cell population proliferation; regulation of transcription by RNA polymerase II. The coding region runs from base 240 to 1391 and encodes 383 amino acids.
CAGGACCCGGAGUGUUAAAUGUCUCGAGAGCCGCCGCUCGAGGUGAGUCACUCUGACGACACAGAGCGUUAACGGUGCACGCCGAUAGAUCACUGUGAUCGAUUAUUGAUUGAUUGAGAGCGGAUUUAUUUGCUGCUGGAUAAAACCUGAAGAUUUAACUUUCACUCGGCGGAACUUUUGGAUUUCACUCCGUUUUUGCACCGGACGACUUUAUCGUUGGAAUCAUAACGGCAGCCAUAAUGCCGCCGGUGUUAACCAUGUCCAGCGGGAACUAUGAUUACGACUACGACUCGGUUCAGCCCUGCUUCUUCCUGGACGGCGAGGAGGAGGACUUCUACCUGCCCCCCCGCAGCCAUCUCCUCCCGGGUCCCGGCGAGGACAUCUGGAAGAAGUUCGAGCUGCUGCCGACGCCCCCCCUGUCCCCCAGCCGCAGUCCCUCCCUGUGCGACGUCCCGCUGUCCGCCGCCGAGCACCUGGAGGCGGUCUCUGAGCUGCUGGACGAGGACUGCAACCCCUCCGCCGCCCUCCUCCAGUCCUUCAUCAUCCAGGACUGCAUGUGGAGCAGCAGCUUCGCCGCCGCCACCAAGCUGGAGCAGGUGGUGUCCGAGAGGCUGGCCUCGCUCCGGGCCCGGCGGGACUCCUCCGCAACCAGCAACACUAACGCAGCGGACGAGCAGGUGUGCAGCUCUCAGGUGAACCCGCGGUACCUGCAGGACCUCCACCCAGCGGCCACUGACUGCAUCGACCCGUCGGUGGUGUUUCCGUACGCCACGCCGAGCGGCGAUGCGGUGGCGUCGGAACUGUGCGUGGACUCGCCGCCUCUCAGCAGCAGUGACAGUGAAUCAGAAGAAGAAGAGGUAGAAGAAGAGGAAGUAGGCGAGGAGGAUGAAGAGGUCGACGUGGUGACGGUGGACAAGCGAAAGUCACCCCGGCGGUCAGACGCCAGCGGCCGACCGAGCGCCUCCUCACUGGUCCUGAAACGCUCUCACAUCAACGUCCAUCAGCACAACUACGCCGCCCUGCAGCCCCCGGCGGCGGCGGCGGGCCACCGACAGCCUGCCGGGAAACGCUUGAAGCAGGAGAACGCCGGCCGCAAGUGCCGGAGCCCGCGGUCCGACGGCGAGGACGGCGGCGACAAACGUUGGACUCACAACGUGCUGGAGAGGCAGCGCAGGAACGAGCUGAAGAUGAGCUUCUUGGCUCUGAGGGACGAGGUCCCGGCGGUCGCCGACAACGAGAAAGCGGCAAAGGUGGUGAUCCUGAAAAAGGCGACGGAGUUCAUCGCAGAGAUCCGAGAGGACGAGAGGAGGCUGCUGACGACGAAGGACGAGCUGAGGAAGAGGAGCAGAGAGCUGAAGCACAGACUGGAGCUGCUGAGGACUUUACAUUAACAUCAGUUUAUUGUUUAUUUUGAGCUGCAGAUAAAAUCAUGUUGUUGUUUGUUGUAUAAAGAAUAAUGUAAACAGGAAGUGGCUGCUGCUCUGUGAUCAGUCCGGUUGUAUUUAUUUUAUUAUUAUUUUAAUUUAAACGUUUUUAUACACAAUUCAGCGUCUGACCAUCAUGAUGAUCAAUAAUCUUAUCUAAUCAAUAAUUAGCAUGGAUUUCUUAUUAUAUUUCAAAUAGUUUAUAUUUUUAUACUUUUUCCUGCAUCAGCGCGACAGGAAGCACUGCAAGCUCUUCAAAAUAAAAGGAGGUCCUGUCAGUGUUA